UCCUAUCCUGUCAUGUCUUUGUUUGUCUACAAGAAAACUCAGGUUUUCGUGGCGGAGCAUCGUAGGGAUUCAGAGGUCAUAGUGAAAUAGUAAAAUUUUCCCAGCGGUUGAAUUUUCCAGGCAGAUAAACUUCAAUUUCUACUUUGUUUUUUUCCCCCUUUCUUCAAGUUCCUUCUUUUUGUAUUCAGUUUUACUUACUUUUGCUAAAAACAAAACCAACCUUCAAAUCCCUCCCUUUUGAUUGUUUUGAAGUAAGAAUAUUCUGAUCCCUAAGUGUAGUUUGAUUUUAAAAGAUCCCAAGUGAGCAAGCAAGAGCUAAAAGACUGUUUGGAUUUUGAAAUGCUGGACUGAGUUGAAAGAACAGCUCAUUGAUUCUCAUAGGUUGAGUUGUCUUUCACCAUCCUUGUGUUUAUAUUCUUCAAUUUGAGCUUGUCAAUCAUGGGUUGCGGAUUUUGCGAGGCUGCUCUUUCUAACACAGUUGGAACACUGGUUGUGAACUGUGUGGUGAAGCCGGUAGGACGUCAACUUGAUUAUGUCUGUCGCUUUCAUGACAAUGUUGAAAAGCUUCGAGAGAAAAAGCGUGAACUUGCAGAUGCACGAAAGCGUCUACUACUUAAGAUUGAGGAAGCUAAAAACCGGCUUCUACUAAUUGAAGAUGAUGUACAGAACUUGCAAUCAAGGGCAGACGAAACACUGUCUGAUAUGGGAACUCUGGAUGAGGAAAUCCAACUGAAUAAGAGGUGUCUCAAUUGGUGCCCUAAUUGGAGUUGGAGAUAUCAAUUAAGCAAGAAAGCAAUGAAGAAAAUCCAGGAUAUCUCUGAGCUUUUGGACAAAUUUGGUCAACUUGGACCCGUCGGUUACCCUGCACCUACUGCCCUUCCCACCAUAGAUUUCCUAUGUUCUAAGGAAUUUGUGUUUUCGAAAUCUUCAGAGACUGCAUUUUAUCAAAUCAUUGAAGCCUUAAAAGAUGAGAAUAUCAACAUGAUUGGGUUGUGGGGAUGGGAGGGUGGGCAAGACCACCCUGGCUCGUGA
Molecule: messenger RNA, 1032 nt
Organism: Gossypium raimondii (Peruvian cotton)
Lineage: Eukaryota; Viridiplantae; Streptophyta; Magnoliopsida; Malvales; Malvaceae
Exons: 4
Coding region: 439-1032 (197 amino acids)
Source: RefSeq, a predicted model, not a curated record